Molecule: messenger RNA, 594 nt
Organism: Entrophospora sp. SA101
Lineage: Eukaryota; Fungi; Glomeromycota; Glomeromycetes; Entrophosporales; Entrophosporaceae
Source: the annotation of a GenBank genome assembly
AUGGAAAGAAUUGAAGACAAUGAUGAAGAUUUACAAUAUUGCAUGACUGAUAAAAAACGUAAAAUGGGCAACUUAGGCUCAGAAACAGGCAGUAAUGAAGCCUUGUGUUGUGAGUACAUUUCUACAAUACUACAUGCAAGUCUCAUUAUUGCUAAAAGAAUCACUAAAAAAAAAAUCACUCUGAAACCUGAGUUUGAAGUCACUGGUGAUGAAGCAACAGGUAGAAGUGAUUUGACCAAUGGAUAUAUGCAAAAUAUUAUGCAACUUGAUAGCUUAUACCACACAAAAAUGAGAAAACGAAAAGCAUCUGAAGCUUUUAAUAAUAAAUUUGACUACUUCUAUGGUGUUGUUAAUACUGCUAUGGAUUGGCAUUUCAUCAUGUAUACACCAGAAAAGAUUUACUGUGUGAAAGAAGACUAUCAUCUUCCACUCACUGAAGAUAUUUUAAAGGAUGAUAGAGGACUUCUCCAGAAUUUAAAAAAGGUUAUGGGGAGGAUAGAAGUUUUGGCACUUAUGUGUCUGUUUUUAGUUACAAAUUCUUUACAUAAACUUUGUAAUACUCUUUGGCAUACAAUAACUACAUUUACUGAUUAA